Molecule: messenger RNA, 1089 nt
Organism: Amphimedon queenslandica
Lineage: Eukaryota; Metazoa; Porifera; Demospongiae; Haplosclerida; Niphatidae
Product: putative glucose-6-phosphate 1-epimerase
Exons: 11
Coding region: 194-928 (244 amino acids)
Biological process (GO): carbohydrate metabolic process
Cellular component (GO): cytoplasm
Molecular function (GO): glucose-6-phosphate 1-epimerase activity; carbohydrate binding
Source: RefSeq, a predicted model, not a curated record
UGCUCAUUUGCUUUUUAUGCUUUUCUUCCAUUCGUUUGUACUGCAUUCUGCCAACCACUGCCGGCCCCGGCCGGCCACUGGCAACCAGGGGAGUGGCUUUAACCAGGCUCCACCUUAGCUAAUGUGGCUUCGAGCUUCAGGCCUUUGAUCUGAAGGAGCUACAUUGCAGUCAUGGGUUCAUGAGGGUACAGAAAUGAUAUUUGUCAGCAAGAAGAGUGUAUUUGAUAACAAAAAAGCAAUACGUGGAGGAAUACCUGUUGUCUUUCCUUGCUUUGGUGUUUGGGAAUUAGGUCCUCAACAUGGCUUUGCACGUAUAUCAAAAUGGUCUUUACUUGAGGAGCCAACAAAGGAUAGUAAUGGUGAUGUGAAAGCUGUAUUUGAACUUUCAGAUGAUGAUAAUACACGAUCAUUAUGGAACAACAAGUUCAAAUUAUCAUAUACAGUCUGUGUGAUGUCAUCUGGUUUGUUCACUGAGCUUUCUGUUAACAAUCUUAAUGACAGUGAACCCUUUUCCUUUACGUGGCUACUUCAUACUUAUUUUGCUGUUCCUGAUGUCACAAAGUGUACUAUUUCUGGCCUCUCUUGCCUUACAUAUAAGGAUAAAGUUGAUGAAGGAAAGGAAAAGAAAGAGGUUAAUGAUCUUGUUACUAUAUCAGGCUUUACUGACAGGGUGUAUAAAGAAGCAAGUGAAAAUCAUGUCAUAACAAAUGUAGCUGGAGGUAAAACAGUUCUUUUAAAGAAAUCUAAUUUCCCAGACACAGUUGUCUGGAAUCCAUGGAUUGAGAAAGCAAAAUCAAUGAGUGAUUUUGGAGAUGAUGAAUAUCCUUACAUGGUGUGUGUUGAAGCUGGUUAUGUUGCUAAUAGCUGUACAGUCAAUGCUGGAUCUUCAUACACAUCUUCACAGACCAUUGAUGUUGUAUCCAAAUGAGUGCUUGCAUCGUGACUCAUGUAGUUAAUUAUAAUUAUUUUGUUUUUCUUUAAUUUGUAGUUCUUUUUUAUUUUUAGUGCAAGGUUUUUGUUGUUAUGAUAUACAAUAACUGUUUUUAUAAUCAUGAACUACAUGUUUAUAUAAUGGUCCGUAGAUUAAAA